This is a messenger RNA of Oppiella nova, 4696 nucleotides long. The record is from the annotation of a GenBank genome assembly. NCBI's taxonomy places the organism in Eukaryota, Metazoa, Arthropoda, Arachnida, Sarcoptiformes, Oppiidae.
UGCAAUGCAAUGUAAGUGUGUGAAGCAGUGAUUUGUCAUUUCACUCAAUGUUUGAUACAUUAAUUGCAUUUAAACUAUACUUUAAUUGCAAUCAAUUAGUAUUAGUAUUAGUGUAUAGACUGUGGCACCCAUUGCUUCAUUGUGUGCUAUAAUGGGCUUAAAUGUGAGUUCAUUAAACAAUUUGAAGCAAAACCAAUAUCUGACAAAAUUGGUGUCCAAUGAACACAUGUCAACUGAUCCGUCAAAUCAUGACUACUGGGAUCAGUUGCUGUCCUUUGCUUUCGACAAUUUGCCACAAAUCUGUAAUGACCAAAAGUUUGUCGACGAAAACAUAAGUCCAUUGCUUUCGAGUUUAGUUGAAAACAACUUGAGUUCACAUAAUAUCGGAUCAAUUGUUCGCAUCGUUAUCGACAAGACAUCCAAAUUGAAAGAAGGGAAGAGCGAAGAGCAGAGUUAUAAUCUGAUUGUAUGGCAAACAUAUAACUCGCUCUUCAUCCUGCGGUCGGCCGCCAAGUAUUUGAUCGAAACGCUCACUGAAGACAAUAUCAUUCGUCACUUCACCGCCAAAGUGGACACGAAUGAGAAAAAAACCGAAGAGUCGGGUCUUGUAAUGAUUGAACAGCUGUUGAUUACAUUGAUUGAAAUUUUAGUCGAUAUUCCUUUGAGUGAUAUGACAUAUAACCUGCACUUGGAGGCCAUCAAUGGUCUACUGGUGCUGUUGUCGACUCAGAUGUAUUCCGCCCGACCGGCCAACAAGUCGUCGAUCUAUCGACUAGUGAUGCAAAAGAAGUGUGCGAUUCAUGCCUUACUGCUAACCAAAAGCCUUUUAACCAAUUUUGUGAGUCAAAGACCUGCACCUGAACUACAGGGCGGCAGUAUUAUACUGGGUCUGGCGUCUGGACUCUGGAAUGUCCUGACACUGGGAUAUGCAGCCAAAGGCGUCGAAAGCGAUAAACCGCCGCUUCUUUCGCGACAAAGUCUUCUUCUGCUUCUGGUUCUGACGAAUCACUGCACGACUGACUCGAAUCCAUAUCGAGAAGCACUCUUUGGUUGUUGUGAUUCGCAAAUGGAUUCACAAAUAGCUGCCGACCAGACGGUCACCGGAUUUAAGAUAGAGUUCGCUUCACUCUAUAAAACUCUUUGCAUUACUCUUAAUGACGAUCAGACCACUCUUUUGCUUUAUAUGCUUCUCCAUCGCAACCAUUACUUCAAGUCAUUCGUCUUGACCAAAGGCGUCGAAAGCGAUAAACCGCCGCUUCUUUCGCGACAAAGUCUUCUUCUGCUUCUGGUUCUGACGAAUCACUGCACGACUGACUCGAAUCCAUAUCGAGAAGCACUCUUUGGUUGUUGUGAUUCGCAAAUGGAUUCACAAAUAGCUGCCGACCAGACGGUCACCGGAUUUAAGAUAGAGUUCGCUUCACUCUAUAAAACUCUUUGCAUUACCCUUAAUGACGAUCAGACCACUCUUUUGCUUUAUAUGCUUCUCCAUCGCAACCAUUACUUCAAGUCAUUCACCACUCUUUUGCUUUAUAUGCUUCUCCAUCGCAACCAUUACUUCAAGUCAUUCGUCUUGAGUCGAGCCCUAGAUUUGGAUCAGUUUGUGAUUCCUAUAUUGAAAAUACUGUACACCUCUCCUGAUCGCAACUCCCAUCACAUUUAUAUGGCAUUAAUUAUUCUUCUAGUUCUCAGUGAAGAUAAUCUGUUCAAUGAAUCCGUUCACGAUAUCACAUUGAAGAAUAUUGUGUGGUAUGCAGACAGACAACUGACGGAAAUAUCUUUGGGCGGACUUAUUAUUCUUGUGAUAAUCAGAACAAUUCAAUACAAUAUGUCGAGAGCGCGGGAUCGGUUCCUUCACACCAACCUCUGCGCCACUUUAGCCAAUAUGUCCAAUCACUUCAAACGACUCAACCCUUAUGUCUGCCAAAGACUGGUCUCUUUGUUUGAGAAGUUGUCAAAAAAGUUUAACCGAAUAUUAAAAGAGGUGAAAACGAAUGAAACCAAAACUAAUGGCAUCGACCAGUCGGAUGUGAGCUCCGAUUGUGAGACGAGUUCAGUGGCACCCGAUUUACAGCAAGAUUUGUCUAUUUUUGAAGAAGUAUUGCGAAUGAUUUUGGAGAUUAUCAAUGCAUGUCUGGCCGCACAGUUGACUAAUAAUCCAAAUUUAGUGUACACUCUAUUAUACAAGCGCCAAGUUCUGGAGCCCUUUCAGUCACAUCCGUGCUUUCAGGACAUUGUUAUGAACAUUGAGACGGUUCUCACGUACUUCUCGAACCGAAUUGAAGCCAUAGAUCGAAACCUAUCCGUUUCGGAAGUCUAUGAAAUCAUACAACAGUCGUCUCUUCAGUGGCCUUCCGAUAGGCUUAAGAAAUUCCCUGAAUUGCGGUUCCGUUAUGUGGAGGACGAACAGCCCGAAGAGUUCUUCAUUCCUUACAUCUGGUCUCUUAAUAUCAAAGUGGAUGGCAUUGAUUACCAGUAUUAUGAUGUCCCCGCUCUUAAUCAAUCAAAAUAUGAAAGACUUCCGUUUAGUAUUCGAGUUCUUCUCGAGUCUGCGGUCAGAAGUUGUGAUGGAUUUCAGGUGAAGGAGAGGGACGUCGAGAAGAUCAUUGAUUGGCAAAUACAGCAGAAAUCAAACGCCGAAAUUCCGUUUAAGCCCUCGAGAGUCAUAUUACAGGACUUAACUGGUGUGCCAGCAGUGGUUGACUUCGCCGCAAUGCGAGAGGCUUUCCAACGACUGGGAGGCGAUCCCAACAAAAUCAAUCCGUUAUGUCCGGCAGAUCUGGUCAUUGACCACUCAGUUCAGGUGGACUUCUCGCGAACGCAACCAUUCAGACCACACACUCCUAACACACACAAAGAUACUCCAAAAGAACUAAUCACUCAAAACAUUGAAAAUUUAAAUAAUGGUAUCAAUCCUUACGCAGACUUUAAGUUGAAACAUAAGACCUGUCCCUUUCAUCGGCUUAAGUCUCUUGGUGCGGAAUCGCUUCAUCGCAACGAAGAACUAGAGUUUCAAAGAAAUAGAGAGAGGUUUGAGUUCUUAAAAUGGGGAGCAAAUGCUCUCAAGAACACGACAAUCAUUCCUCCGGGGUCUGGGAUCUGCCAUCAGGUGAACCUCGAAUACUUGGCACGAGUUGUCUUCAAAAGCCAAAACAAUGUGUUAUAUCCGGAUAGUGUUGUGGGACUGGACUCGCACACGACUAUGAUCAACGGUCUGGGAGUCGUGGGUUGGGGUGUCGGCGGCAUUGAAGCCGAGGCUGUCAUGUUGGGCCAAUCUAUUUGUAUGGUUUUGCCAGAAGUGGUCGGGUAUAAGCUAAUGGGCAAACUUCCCUCUUAUGCCACGUCUACUGAUGUUGUGUUGACUAUAACUAAGAAUUUGCGUCAAAUGGGAGUCGUCGGCAAAUUUGUUGAGUUCUACGGACCGGGAGUUUCGGAGCUCUCUAUAGCAGAUCGGGCCACGAUCGCCAACAUGUGUCCAGAAUAUGGCGCAACCAUUGGCUUCUUUCCCACGGAUCGGACAACAAUUGACUAUUUGGUGCAAACGGGUCGCGAGGAAGACGUCAUAAAAUAUGCCGAAAACUAUUUAAAAGCCGUCAAAAUGUUUAGAAAAGAUUACAACGAUUCUAAUGAAGACCCGAUUUUCUCGAAAGUGAUUGAAUUGGAUUUGAGUUCAAUUACUCCCAGUGUUAGCGGACCUAAAAGACCGCACGACAGGGUCUCUGUCUCGCAGAUGAAACAGGACUUCCAAAACUGUUUAACCAAUAAAAUUGGAUUUAAAGGCUUUGGUAUAUCGAGUGAACAAAUCCAUACAAGUGUUCCCUUCAUUUUCGACGACAAAGAAUACCUUCUCUCUCACGGCUCUGUUGUAAUCGCAGCCAUCACUUCCUGUACCAAUACAAGCAACCCAUCGGUAAUGUUGGGCGCCGGUAUGUUAUGCAAGAAUGCUGUGGAGAAAGGUCUGUCAGUAGCGCCAUAUAUAAAGACAUCGAUGUCUCCGGGCAGUGGUGUCGUUACCUUUUACUUGAGAGAGUCGGGAGUGACGCCAUACCUCGAAAAGUUAGGCUUUGAUAUCGUUGGCUAUGGGUGUAUGACUUGCAUCGGAAAUAGUGGGCCAUUGCCUGAAUCAGUGGUGGAGGCCAUAGAUAAAGGAGAUCUCGUUUCUGUGGGCAUACUAUCAGGCAAUCGUAACUUUGAAGGGCGAGUACAUCCCAACACUCGCGCCAACUAUUUAGCCUCUCCUCUAUUGGUAGUCGCCUACGCUAUCGCCGGAACAGUGAAUAUUGACUUCGAAACGGAACCGUUAGGUAAAGACAUGUCAGGAAAUAAUGUCUUUUUGAGAGACAUUUGGCCCAAAAGAGAAGAGAUCCACUCUAUGGAGCAAAAAUGUGUGAUUCCUGUCAUGUUUAGAGAAGUCUAUUCGAAGAUUCGUUUCGGGAAUGAGAGAUGGAAUCAAUUGAAUGCCUCCAAUGAACUCCUGUACCGAUUUGAUCCGAACUCAACUUAUAUCAAAUCUCCCCCUUAUUUCGAUCACAUGGAAGCAAAGUUACCCAAAAUAGAGCCCAUAGUUAACGCCAGAGUUCUCCUUCAUUUAGGCGAUUCGGUCACAACGGACCACAUCUCUCCCGCCGGCUCUAUAGCCCGCAUCAGUCCGGCCGCCAAAUACCUAAUGGAGAGGGGGUUAGACCUCAUUGCCAACUAG